Messenger RNA from Prosopis cineraria, 1024 nucleotides. Its product is annotated as small polypeptide DEVIL 10. The coding region runs from base 61 to 243 and encodes 60 amino acids. The transcript has a single exon. Gene Ontology annotation, biological process: negative regulation of cell population proliferation. The record is from RefSeq and is a predicted model, not a curated record. NCBI's taxonomy places the organism in Eukaryota, Viridiplantae, Streptophyta, Magnoliopsida, Fabales, Fabaceae.
CUCUCAUUCCUCUCUCUCGCGCGCGCGCUCUCUCUCUCUCUCUCUCUCUCUGUUGUGGCUAUGGCUGUCUCCCACUUCACUGCAAAAUCCCAAUUCUCUCACCAUCCUUCAGACCGGGAAUCCCGACGGAGCCUCCGUAAGCGGUGUUUUCUGAUGGCCAAGCAGCAAAAGACGCGUUUCUACAUCUUCGGACGCUGUAUCACCAUGCUCCUUUGCUGGCAUGAUCAUUCAAUCUCCGAUUAGAGAUGCCUUUGGGUCGCGUUUCAGCUUCGCAACAAUUGGAAGAGUUUCAUUUCUCGGUUAAUUUGGAUCUAUUGACAACCGUGGAUUUUGGUUCCCUCAAUUGGUGGAUCCCGGCAACGAGGCGAGAUUCCUGAAGCAUCUCACACAGGACAUGAUAUAGUUUAAAUUGCACAUGAACAGUGUAUGUGUGCGUGUGUGUUUAUCUUGUCCUAUUAAAUCGCUUCUAAGGACGAGAGUGAAAGAAGAAAGAGAAGACGAGGAAGAUCUCUUUGAUGGAGGGUUCAUGCGAAUGAGGUUCUCUACCAUGAGGUUGAAUCGAGCAGUCAUCGGAGAACAGGGGAACAAAAGAUAGAGAAUAGAGUCGUUCAAGAUGAUGGUGAAAAGGGCCAAUCGAGGAGUGUCUGAAAGUGAAAUAUCGAAAUUGCCCCUUCGUUUUUACUAUUUAUGGGAAUUGAAGUUGGCACUUAAUUAACUGAUUUGAGUGUCAAAUUUGAGGUCUUCUAUCCGUAGUGCCGUGAAUCUGUGAUUAUUGUAAUUACCUGAUCUUGUUUGAAAGAAAUCAGUUCAGUUGAGCUAAAAGCAAAGUGUCUCAUUGUCUUUAAUCACUUGUUUACUUAUUUUAGUUUGAGGAAAAGUCCACGAGGGUAGAAAAUAGAAAUACUCUGAGUCUGUUAAACCAGGGCUUGAUUUUCACGAGCAUGUCUUUAGAAACCAGACUGGAAUACCAAAUAAAAACUAUGGCUGUUAACUUGUUUCAACAAUGCAGGGAAAAUUUGCUUUC